This is a messenger RNA of Cuscuta europaea, 1268 nucleotides long. The record is from the annotation of a GenBank genome assembly. Lineage: Eukaryota; Viridiplantae; Streptophyta; Magnoliopsida; Solanales; Convolvulaceae.
CAAUGGCAUAGGGUUGACCGGUUGGUCAAACGGGGCCAAAUUAUCAGUAUCGACAAUUUAUUAGAUAACAGCCCGAAAAGGGAUUUCGGAGACUUCUAAAUUGAAUUUGGGGAAUGCAUAUUGAUUCUAAGGUCCAAUAAGGAUUGGGAACAAGUGUUAUAUUUUAUUUGACCCGAUAAGAUAAAAUAUACUUAAAACUGUCCGGAAAAUACAACUUUCGGGACCGAUUGUACACUCAGGUACACAAAGGGUUGACCUCCCACAUGAGUGGGGGCCAACCCACGUCCUUGGUAUGGAAAAUAGCAAGGGGAGCCGCAUCAUGGAGCUGAGAAUUGGCUGGGGAAGUGAUUGGGAGACCAAUCAAUAUGAGGGUGGGACCAUUGCCAUAUGAUUUGGUGAGUAAUGCCAAAAUGGCAUCCUCAAUCACCCCUCACCCCAUAUGCUCGGUUCAAUCAUCCAAGGAAGGGAGAGAAACUCUGAAAAUACUCCAUUUCCUCAUCCUUUCACGCACCAAGAACAAAGGAGGAAGAAGGAGGGGAAAAGAGAAGAGAAAAGUUGGUUUUGGAGAGGAAAACUUGUGUUUAGCAAAGUAUUCAAGGAACUUUCACGGAGUUGAAAAGGUUGCCGGAGUUGUCGCCGGAGUUCGUCGAAGUUCGCCGGAGUUUCACCGAAGCUAAAUCGGGAAGGCUAGGACUUCAUAAGCUUCAUUAAGGCCCAGAGCCUAAUCGGUCCAGGCCCCGAACUUGGACCAGCGGGCCCAAGCCCAGCAACCCAGAGCUCGAGUCAGUCCAACCAACCAGGGAAAUCAAGGAGCGGAAGCCCAAGAGAGCCUGUCGACCAGCCCAGUGGGGAGCCUGCCUUCCAGCCCAGUGGGGAGCCCGCCUUCCAGCCUAGCCAGGAGCCUGCCGACCACCAGCCCGGCUGGGAGCCUGCGGUCCAGCCCAACUGGGAGCCUGCGGUCCAGCCUACCCGGGAGCCUGCCUUCCAGCCCAGUGGGGAGCCUACCUUCCAGCCUAGCCAGGAGCCUGCCGAUCACCAGCCCAGCUGGGAGCCUGCGGUCCAGCCCAACUGGAAGCCUGCGGUCCAGCCUACCCGGGAGCCUGCCUUCCAGCCUACCCGGGAGCCUGCCUCCAGCCCGUUCAGAAGCCUUCCUCCAGCCUAGCGGGAAGCCCACCAUCCAGUCCAGCAGGAGGGAGCUCAAGCGUCCAGCCUGCCAGCCAGGCUGACCUGCCAGCCAAGAAGAGUAACGGCCAACAAUUAAUGCGCGA